Messenger RNA from Annulohypoxylon maeteangense, 3433 nucleotides. RefSeq names its product DUF699-domain-containing protein. The coding region runs from base 77 to 3214 and encodes 1045 amino acids. The transcript has 7 exons. Gene Ontology annotation, molecular function: ATP binding; 18S rRNA cytidine N-acetyltransferase activity; tRNA binding. Gene Ontology annotation, biological process: rRNA acetylation involved in maturation of SSU-rRNA. Gene Ontology annotation, cellular component: nucleolus; 90S preribosome. Lineage: Eukaryota; Fungi; Ascomycota; Sordariomycetes; Xylariales; Hypoxylaceae. The record is from RefSeq and is a predicted model, not a curated record.
CUUUGAAGAUCGAAGUAGUUGAAGAAGUAGACGAGCUUCGACUUUAGAGAAAUCUACGUAGGAAUAGGACGGCAAUAUGUCGCGGAAAGCUGUAGACUCGCGCAUUCCUACUCUAAUUCGAAAUGGCCUCGCCGAGCACAAGCGAAGCUUCUUCGUCGUCGUCGGCGACCAUUCCAAAGAUGCCAUUGUCAAACUUCACUUCAUAAUGUCCCAAGCUGACUUGCGGCAAAACAAGUCAGUUCUUUGGGCCUACAAGAAUAAGCUCCUCGGCUUUUCCAGUCACCGGAAGAAGCGAGAAAACAAGAUCAAGAAGGAAGUCAGCCGCGGUAUCAGAGAUGCGAAUACGGAAGAUCCCUUCGAGCUUUUCGUUUCGCUUCAUGACGUCAGAUAUGUUUACUACAAAGAGACCGAUAAGAUUCUAGGUAGAACAUUUGGAAUGUGCAUCCUUCAAGAUUUUGAGGCCCUCACCCCGAAUACUCUAGCGCGCACUAUCGAGACCGUCGAAGGAGGAGGUUUGGUUAUCUUACUAUUGAAAGGAAUGGACAGUUUGAGGCAGCUCUACACACUUUCAAUGGACGUACAUUCACGAUACCGAACCGAAGCCCAUCACGAUGUCGUCGCGAGAUUCAACGAACGAUUCCUACUUUCUUUGGGCCGAUGCGAGUCUUGCCUGGUCAUUGACGACGAAUUGAACGUCUUACCGAUAUCUGGGGGAAGAGGAGUCAAGCCUUUACCGCCAAUAGAAGAGUCAAAGUCCCCGGAGGAGAUCGAACUAGAGAAAAUCAAGGAUUCGCUCCAAGAUACACAACCAAUAGGAUCCCUAGUCAAACUUGCGCGGACAAAAGACCAAGCGGAGGCGUUGAUUACGUUCGUUGAUGCUAUAUCCGCUAAAACGCUUCGUAAUACAGUAUCCUUAACAGCUGCUCGUGGUCGCGGAAAAUCAGCUGCAUUGGGUGUUGCUAUCGCGGCUGCCGUAUCUUACGGCUACAGUAACAUUUUCGUCACAUCUCCCUCCCCAGAGAAUUUGGGCACACUAUUCGAAUUCGUAUUUAAAGCGUUCGAUGCGUUGAACUAUCAAGACCAUACAGAUUAUUCUAUCAUCCAAUCCACAAACCCAGACUUCAAAAAGGCGAUUGUUAGGGUCAAUAUCUUCCGAAACCAUCGACAGACUAUCCAGUAUAUCCGACCGCAAGAUGCACAUGUGCUCGGACAGGCCGAGCUUGUCAUCAUUGAUGAAGCGGCGGCGAUUCCACUGCCAUUGGUUCGAAAGCUCCUAGGUCCUUAUACAGUCUUCAUGGCCUCUACGAUAAGCGGUUAUGAAGGUACUGGACGUUCGCUAUCACUAAAACUCAUCAAGCAACUAAAAGAGCAGGCUGCGACGAGCGUAGCUCAGGAUGGCGAGACACGAAGCCCAAGAUCCCUCAAAGAAGUCACCCUCGCUGAACCGAUUCGUUACGCGAAAGGAGAUGCAGUUGAGAAGUGGUUAAACGCUCUUCUCUGCUUAGAUGUUACGCCCUCGAAACCCAAAAAUAACAUAUUCCCCGAUCCAUCCCAGUGUCAGCUCCUACACAUCAACCGCGAUACCCUAUUCUCCUUCCACCCAGUACCAGAGAGGUUUCUGCGACAUAUGGUGGCCCUUUUCGUAACUAGCCACUAUAAAAAUACCCCAGAUGACAUGCAACUCAUGAGCGAUGCUCCAGCGCAUGAACUAUUCGUUUUAACCUCAUCAACUAUCCAAGACAACGGAUUACCUGAGCCUUUGUGCGUAAUUCAAAUAGCACUUGAAGGUAAUAUCAGCAAGCAGAGUGUAAUGGCAGGCUUGGACAGGGGUCAGCGACCUGCAGGUGAUUUGAUUCCUUGGCUAGUCAGCCAACAGUUCCAAGAUGAUUUUGCUUCUCUAUCAGGCGCUCGCAUAGUUCGGAUAGCAACCCACCCAGAUUGUGUGUCAAUGGGCUAUGGAACGAAAGCUCUCGAGCUUUUAAUCGACUACUAUGAAGGCAAAUUCAUCAACCUGGGAGAAGACAACGAGCCCCAAACUAAGAAGGCAGCCAAUGUCAUUCCUGACCAUAUGAAUAAGGAUCGCGGUCUUCUUCUUGAAGAUAUCAAGGUUCGAGAUAUCGAAAAGAUGCAGCCCCUAUUCUCGAGAUUAUCGGAACGCAAGCCAGAGGACCUCGAGUAUGUUGGUGUGAGCUACGGUUUAACUCAACCCCUCCAUAAGUUUUGGUCGCGCGCCGCCUUUGCACCUGUGUACUUGCGACAAACAGCCAAUGAUCUUACAGGCGAGCAUACUUGCGUGAUGCUUAGGCCACUAAAAGAUGACCGAGAAUGGCUCGGAGCCUUUGCCUCUGAUUUCCACCGCCGUUUCCUUGCCCUACUCUCCUAUAAAUUCCGAGAAUUCCUCUGCGUUCUCGCAUUGAGUAUAGACCAGUCUGCUACAGCAGGCGCUCAAUUGGAUCCAUCGAACCAGCUACCCGAAUUGACUAAGUCAGAGCUGGAUAGAUUGUUAACACCUUUUGAUUGCAAGAGAUUGGAAUCUUACACGAGGGGUGUACUGGAUCACCAUGCCAUCCUCGACCUCGUUCCUAAGCUCGCAGAUCUAUACUUUACAGGUCCUUUAAAACCAAGCGUCAAGCUUACGGGUGUGCAACGGGCCCUCUUGCUAGGUAUCGGUUUACAACGGAAAGAUGUGGGCGCCAUAUGCACAGAACUGUCUUUGGAGUCAUCCCAAGGCUUGGCUAUGUUCAUGAAGAUCAUCAGGAAAAUCACAGCACAUUUCUCAUCGCUGAUCUCAUCAGCUGUCGAGGCGAAUAUGCCGAAAUCUGAUGCGAUCGGAGUCAGCAGAGAAAAUGCAUCCGGUGUCCACGAUGACGAGGCCGUAAACGACAAAUACGCGCCGUUGGAAAUGAGUCUAGAUGCUGAGCUGGACGAAGCCGGUGACGAGGCAUUACAGGAAUUGCGCGCAAAGCAGAGGGAGCUUAUAGAUUCUCUUCCCCUCGACCAAUACGAGAUCGAGGGCGAUGCGCCCGGCUGGGAAGAGGCAGAGAAACAGGUCUUAAGAGCGACCAAGGAAGGGCGCUCCAACCCGGUCGUCAGUGUGAAGUCUAAGCAGAGCAAGCGGAAAGCCGGCGUGACGGCAGCAGAGGUCUACGAGGAGGCGUUCGGGGAGAAGAAGCAUAAAAAGGCUAAGAAAUCUAGGAAAGGCGGAGGUGACUAAGCGGUCGUGUAAUCUAGACGUUGAUGAAAGCUCGGGGGGUUGGGUGCGUGUAUAUACAUUUGAUGUCGCAAAAUGAUACCAGGUUUUAGAUAUACGGAACGGGCGAGUCUCGGUUUCUUUAUGGUUUAAGGGUGUUUCUGACAGUUUUCUCAUAGUGCACUGUUCAGUAUGAGAGUCUUCAAUAGGGGGUUCUUAUUACCUAAUCCUAUGCCACUUUAC